Molecule: messenger RNA, 1789 nt
Organism: Cucurbita moschata (crookneck pumpkin)
Lineage: Eukaryota; Viridiplantae; Streptophyta; Magnoliopsida; Cucurbitales; Cucurbitaceae
Product: cytochrome P450 704B1
Exons: 7
Coding region: 40-1620 (526 amino acids)
Molecular function (GO): heme binding; oxidoreductase activity, acting on paired donors, with incorporation or reduction of molecular oxygen; iron ion binding
Source: RefSeq, a predicted model, not a curated record
GUACAUGGAAGUGUGUUUUGUUAGUGUUUGAGUGGUGAAAUGGUUGAUCAAGAAUGGUAUAGUUCAAAAAGUGGAGUGUUGGGGGUGGCAACCUGCUUGGUUUGGACAUGGAUGAUUAUCCAUAGAUGGAACCAAAGGAAGAACACAGGCCCCAAGACAUGGCCACUCCUAGGAGCCGCAUUGGAGCAGCUCCUGAACUACCAUAGAAUGCAUGAUUGGCUUCUUGGUUACCUUAAUCUCUCCAAAACUGUUGUGGUUCCUAUGCCUUUCACUACUUAUACUUACAUUGCUGACCCUGCCAAUGUUCAGCACAUUCUCAAGACCAACUUCCCCAACUACCCUAAGGGCGACGCCUACCAUUCCUACAUGGAAGUGCUUCUUGGAGAUGGGAUCUUCAAUGUGGAUGGAGAGCUUUGGAGGAAACAAAGGAAGACUGCUAGCUUCGAGUUUGCUUCUAAGAAUUUGAGGGAUUUCAGUGCCUUGGUUUUUAGAGAGUAUAGCCUCAAGCUCUCGGAUAUUUUGACACGGGCUUCUUUGCAUAACCAGCAAGUUGACGUGCAGGAAUUGCUGAUGAGAAUGACUUUGGACUCCAUAUGCAAGGUGGGAUUCGGGGUUGAAAUUGGAUCAUUGGCUCCAAAUUUGCCAGAAAAUGGGUUCGCUAAGGCCUUUGACACAGCCAACAUGAUUGUCACCCUUCGCUUCAUCGAUCCUUUCUGGAAGAUUAAAAGGUUUCUGAAUUUGGGGUCCGAAGCUCUUCUUCAGAAGUCCAUCAAAGUCAUCGACCACUUCACCUACUCUGUCAUUGCCACAAGGAAAAAAGAGAUCCAACAAGCUCCAACCACACCCAAUAAGAUAAAACAUGACAUAUUGUCGAGAUUUAUCGAGUUAGGGGAAGAUCCAAACAACAAUUUCACGAACAAAAGCUUAAGAGAUGUCGUUCUAAACUUCGUGAUUGCUGGACGUGACACAACAGCUGCAACUCUUUCAUGGGCUAUUUAUAUGGUAAUGACUCAUAGCCAUGUAGCUGACAGAGUUUACUCAGAGCUCAAGAGCUUUGAAGAAGAGAGAGCCAAAGAAGAGAGAAUUUCAUUGCUUCACCAUCAUCCAUCUGAUAUCCAAUCCUUUGAGAGAAGAGUAACGCAGUUUGCAGAGCUUCUUAAUUAUGAUUCUCUUAAUAGAUUACAUUAUUUGCAUGCUAUGAUCACUGAGACGCUACGCCUAUACCCUGCAGUCCCUCAGGAUCCGAAGGGGGUUUUGGAGGAUGAUGUAUUGCCUGAUGGGACGAAGGUAAGAGCUGGAGGGAUGGUGACAUAUGUUCCCUACUCAAUGGGAAGAAUGGAAUACAAUUGGGGUUCUGAUGCAACUUCUUUUAACCCUCAAAGAUGGCUCAAACAAGGCGUUUUUCAUAACGAAUCCCCAUUCAAAUUCACAGCGUUUCAGGCAGGACCAAGGAUCUGCAUGGGGAAAGACUCGGCAUAUCUACAGAUGAAAAUGGCGCUUGCCAUUUUGUGCAGAUUCUACAAAUUUAGUUUGGUGAGUGGGCAUGAAGUGAGCUACAGAAUGAUGACUAUUCUGUCCAUGGCCAAUGGCUUGAAAGUUACCGUAGCUCGACGCUCUUAAAAUUGCUCUCUUUAAUCAACUAUCAACCAAAAGCAUGUAAUAAAAUUACUCUUUGUUGAACUUGGGGCACCACUUGAUUGGUUGUUGGAUCUUGUUAAGUUUUUUGUGUAUAGGGCAUCUCGACCUCGAGAGUGCACCUUAGAUGAGUUUUUGAAAGCUUGUCUUCUGC